Messenger RNA from Nelumbo nucifera (sacred lotus), 813 nucleotides. RefSeq lists its product as uncharacterized. The record is from RefSeq and is a predicted model, not a curated record. NCBI's taxonomy places the organism in Eukaryota, Viridiplantae, Streptophyta, Magnoliopsida, Proteales, Nelumbonaceae.
CAGCACCCAGCACCCAGCACCCAGCAAUACGCCAUUAUCAAAAGCCCCCCCACCUUAUAGCUAGAAAGGUGGGAUAGCGAGGCCCUAACCUUCAUCUCUCCGCUACCAGAACCAGUUGCGCGCCCUUGUUCAAUUUCCUCAACCUCAUCAAGACCCUCCACCCUUCCAUUCUAUAAGACCAGCCAGCAAGAUGUGGCGCUUGUUGGCCGCCAUGAAGCAGAACCUUCAGAAUAUCAGGACCAGCGCACGAGUCGCCGAUGAGAGCGUGCUCGGAGGUGGAGACGGAGCUCAGUUCCCCAUGUUUGCUCACGAUGUGGAGCGCAGACGGCGUGGAUGGAACGGGUUGUCCGUUCUUUGUAACAUUGUUCGAGCACCUCUCUCCUUUCUGUCUUGCAUCUCUAACCCUCAUGUAAAUGGCGCUGAUGGUGUCUGGGUUUCCGGUGAGUUUGCUCGUAUAUCCGAGCUGAAUCAUCUCAUGGUAAGCGACAGCAUGCGCUACGCAAUUUUAAUGUAGAGAAAACCUAUAUCUGCUCUAGGUAUAUGUGACUACGAUGGUCGAUGCAUGGUUUUCCCAUUUCGAUAGUCGAUCGUUUUUCUCUCUUUCUGUCUUUCUCUCUUUAAUCUCAAUACAGAGCGGAGUCGGCAAUUUAUGUCCUGGCCGGAGGAGACAAAGAAGCAUCCAUGUUGAGUUGAUUUGACGAUCAUCUAUGUUGUUACGUGAUGUUGGUAUCUGUAACUUGGUGUUUAUAUCAUAUGUACCUAGAAAUUAAUUAAUAAUAUUAUACAAACACACACCGUGAGAGUUAGAGAUCA